Messenger RNA from Pediculus humanus corporis (human body louse), 843 nucleotides. RefSeq lists its product as uncharacterized. The transcript has 5 exons. The coding region runs from base 1 to 843 and encodes 280 amino acids. The record is from RefSeq and is a predicted model, not a curated record. NCBI's taxonomy places the organism in Eukaryota, Metazoa, Arthropoda, Insecta, Psocodea, Pediculidae.
AUGAUUUUACUUCAAGAAACUUAUAUUAAAAUCAUAUCGAGAAUACAGAAUUGUAAAGAAAAUUAUCAGAAACUUGAAUUGGAGCUUUCAGAUGAAUUUGGGUAUUUAAAUAUGAAAAGUUUAAACAAUAGUCCUGACGUUAUAUUAAAACUAUCUAAUGAAAUGGAUAUGACAUGUACUCAAGUAGCAAAAAUUAUUUUAGAUAAUUAUUAUGAAAAAGAUAAAAAUUUAAUUUCGACUAACAAUAAAACAUCAAAUUUGAAACAAUAUAUGAAAGAUUCUACUUUGAUCGAUGAUCUCGAUUUAGCUCAUGAAGUUUUUCUCUGUCAACUCUACGAUUAUCAAUAUGGACAUAUAAAUGAUAUUAUUAGGCAUUGUUUCGGACAAGAAUACGAAUAUCAUUUGCAAAAAAUUGUUAAAGAAAAAAAUUUAACAUUUCAAAGCGAAGAUGAUUUGAGAAUGUAUGGUUAUGAUAAAACACCUGAUAUCAAAUUAGAUGUACCUUUUGCUGUCGAUGGUUUUGUGAUUAAUUGGAUCGAGAGUAAAGCACUUUUCGGGGACCCAGAAGAACAUCAAAAUUAUUUAAACGAACAAUAUUCAAGUUAUUGGAAUAGGUUUGGAACUGGUCUGGUGAUAUAUUGGUUAGGUUUGGUUGAUUCAAUAAUCGAUCCUGGAGAAAAAAGGUUUAUUGUGAGAGAUGAUUUCCCCAAGGAAAUAACACUAAUCAAUCCUUUUAUAAUUGCCGAUAUACCUGAAAAUACAUCAAAAAAUUUAGUGAAAGAUUCUGGUAAUAGUCAAUGUGAUAAUGAAACAAAUAAAGAAAAUACAAUGGCGGAGCAAUGA